GGAUUCUUGUUAGAAGAACGAAACUUCGUGGAAGCUGCCAUGGCGGAUCUCCCGCUCCAGUCUCCUCCAUUUAAGUCGGCGAUUCUUCUCCUCUUCCAUCUCGAAAAUCCUCUUUCUCCUUCAAUUUCAGUUCCAAUUUCAGUUUCAGUUUCGAUUUCUAAUCUUCUGUACUUUCCGCCAUGAAAAUCCCCAAGCGAUUUAGCCCUAAACGCCUCUUCCGAUCCAAGAAGAAUCGCGCCGACGUCUCCCGCCGCUCCGAUCCGCCGUCGUUCGGCUCCGCUACCUCCUCUUCUUCCUCCUCUUCCGAGAACUUCUUCAAGCCUCAAACCGCUGCGAGUGCAGGCGGCUACGGAACUCCCACCAGCGUCUUGCCCGAUUCCGCCGCCGACUGGUCCGAAAACAACGGCGUUGUGUCCAGGAAGGAGCUGGAGGCUAUUCUCCACCGGAUCGGAGCGGAUCCGCCGUCGGAGGAGGAGGUGGCGAUGAUGCUCGGUGAGUUCGACGGCGACGGUUUCAUACGCCUCGAGGCGCUGAUGGACCGGGUCGGGUCGGGGUUCGGCCCGGCCUGCGAGGCGGAGCUCCGGGAGGCGUUUGAGUUCUUCGACGCCGACCACGACGGGAGGAUCACGGCGGAGGAGCUCCACGGGGUGUUCAGUUCCAUCGGAGACGAGCGGUGCACGUUAGAGGACUGCCGGCGCAUGAUAGCGGAUGUGGAUGAGAACGGGGACGGGUUCGUGUGCUUCUCGGAGUUUGUGCGUAUGAUGGAGCUGCAGGGAUGAUCGUCCGAUUUACAAUUAAUCUACGGCUCUCUCUCUCUCUCUCUCUCUCUUGGAUUUUAGGUGAUCGGACGGCUGUGAUGGCGUGGAUUUUUUUUUCCUUUUCAUUCGAGUGUAUCUAAUCCAUGUAAUAGACACAUGAUAAUUGCUCUGGAUCAUCGUGGCCGGUCCGAUCCGACCGGAUCAAUCCUUCUAGAGAAGAAAAAAAAAAGAAACGAAAAAUUAGCCACUCAACUAACUUUUAAUUKAUAGUUAGAUAGAGUAAAUGUCAAUAGUAUUUUUUUGCUAUUUAUUUUUCGUAAUAUUUAUUACUUUUUGUGUUUUUAUGGUAUUCACAUUUUAAAUUUCAAUCGACAUGACUGACACGUGACUUAUGAUUGUCGAAAAUAUCGACAUUUUAUCCUUAUUUCUUUCUAUUGAACAUUUCUGUAAUGAGUUUCGAUUCGUUCA
This is a messenger RNA of Momordica charantia (bitter melon), 1226 nucleotides long. RefSeq names its product Calcium-binding EF-hand family protein. The record is from RefSeq and is a predicted model, not a curated record. Lineage: Eukaryota; Viridiplantae; Streptophyta; Magnoliopsida; Cucurbitales; Cucurbitaceae. Gene Ontology annotation, molecular function: calcium ion binding.